Messenger RNA from Porites lobata, 19160 nucleotides. The record is from the annotation of a GenBank genome assembly. Lineage: Eukaryota; Metazoa; Cnidaria; Anthozoa; Scleractinia; Poritidae.
AUGAAUUUUUUAAAAAUACAGGUCAUACAAGAUAAGUCUAAACCAACGCGUGUCGCUAUGAUAUGGCUGAGAGUGAAGGUAAAUAGAACUAGGCUGUGUACGGCGGUCCACUUCGCGACAAAUGAAAUAAAAUAUGAGAAAAGUCGCGAAAACGGACUUUUCCAGUACAAAGUUUAUGCAUGUACGAUAGCUUGUUUGUCAUUUAUAUGUACUUAUAUCGCUCUAUAAACGUUGUCAUAAAUGUUACUCGCUGUUCCCUUCAUAGAAAUCGGAGGAAAGCAAAAUAAGACCAUAGCCAGUAUCUGUGACAAAAAGGAAAUCUUGUAAAACGUUACGCAUAAUUUUAGCUUCUCACAUAGCGCUAAUUUAUUACACCCAGGAUUUUAGGGUGUACGAGAGGACACGUGACCAACCGAUGCCAGGGCCUUUUCCCGCCCCACCCAUUUUUUUAAGGGAAAAGCCCUGGGGACGAGGUUGCUAGCAGUCCGUAAAGUUAUACUGUCAAAAAAAACAUCACCCAUACAUCAGAAAAUGCAAAAUUUGUGAGGUUCAUUCAUCUGGCCACACCUGUGUUAUUCAUUCCAUAACUGCAUUUAAAGUAUUCUAGUUAAUCAAAGUAAGGAUAAUGGACUAUUCCUCAUACUUGUAUCAUUGAACGAGCGUUUAAUAGUACCACUUCUUAGCAAUUAUUGCAUGAAUGAUGCUGAGGAAGAUGUCAGCUGAGAUGUGAGGAAUUAUGCAGAUCGGGAAGGUUAAAAAGCCGGCGCUCGCUGGUUAUUAACUCAUAUUAAGCCGAGAGGUGUUUAUCUACAUUUCAUUGUUCAUUUCAUUAUUUAUUUAUUUUUCUAUUUAUUUUUUAUUUAUUUAUUAUUUAUUUAUUCAUUUGUUAGACUGAGAAGGAGGUACAAGCCCCAAGGAACAGACACUUUUUGAAUCGCAAGUUUAAACUACACAAUACAGCAUCUCCUAACCCUUAGGAGCCGGGUGAUGCUGAUCAUCUUUCCCUCAUCACAAGUCACCCAUUUGAGCGAUUUUGCCCCGUGAGUGCAGGUGUUUAAACCCUCCCUAACUGGAUGCUACUGUAUAUGAGGCAAAAAUGAAACCACUGUUGCACAGAGGUGUAAUCCCGACAUGAAGACCAUGAAGUUAAAAAGGUCCCUGGUGGAGAGGCCUUAUUUAUAGUUAUGACGUUCAUUGAAUGUUUCUGGGUCCCGUAUUUGUUAAUUGAAUACGCAUUGCAAGAUAUAUUUAUGAUUUAUUUAUGUACACUGUAUAUUUAUCAUUGAUGAACAGUUGGUAAAAUUAUUAUACUUACAAUAAAAUUGCUUCUUCACCCAUACAAUUGGAGUUAUUUUUUACUCACGGAAAGAACUGAAAAUUGAGUUCCAUCACAGGCAUUCCAAACUCAGUAUGCGAGCGCACAUAUGUUAAAGUUAAUACACCUGCUAAUACUGCAUAACGUACCGUUUUAUAGGGUUUAAAUGGAAAAAAAGAAAAAAUAUCACCUUAUCUUUAUAGCUUAUCGUGCUAGAAAAGAAUUAAAAUAAAAUUACUUUUGCUGUAUUAUGUGUUCUUGUGUCGUUUUGAAGCGUUUUGGGCUGGUUAUGCUAUAUUCAUAAUGUUAUUAUGCCCGGGUAUUAUGCUAGGCAGGCUCCCUUAACGCAAAGUACCCUCCAAAUCACUGUAAUGCACCGUUUCCAGCUACAAGAAAGACAAUGCACAACAUUUUUACCCUAAGACAAUUGCACAAUGGAACAAUCUCCCACCAGAAAUCAUAGCAUCUACUUCGUCAUGUUCAUUUAGGUAAUCCCCGUGUAAUCUUACAUGUUGAUUAGUAAUUUUGUGUCAUUGUCGUAUUUUAUUUUUAUUUUUAUUUUUACCUUUUUUUAUUUUAUUUUAUCCUUUUUUAUUAUUUACAUUUGUAAAGCAGUCUGCAAUACUCUAUUGAGAGUGAAGACUUAAGGGAAAGUUCAUUUACUAUAAAAAGGGGGUGGAUGAAGAUAUUGAAACUCGAAGCUUGAAAUUUUAGCAGCCCCCCUUCCCCUCCUCCUUCAAUUCCUUUGCUCCCCUGAAAAAAGAUCGCUAGACUGUAUUAAAUACAUUUACCGUUACUGUCUUCAAUGGUUUAUACUAUGACAAACUUGAGAUACAGUUGUGAUACAAUUUUCUAAAGCAUUUUUGGGAUGAACAAGAGUGUAAUAAUUACUGAGACUACAUUUGUUAUAUCUGUAAACCACGUGAUAUAGCUGAGUUGCACAGGUCAUUUUAAUGACCUGUGACCUUGUUGAGUUGAAAACCAUCCGAUCUGUAUGAUGAUGUCAUGUGUUGGUUUUGAAGUAUACAAAUUUUCGGAGCCCCCCGUCCUAGCGCAACAAUUUUUUCAGAGCCCCCCCUUCGGGUGUCUAAAAAUUUUCGGAGCCCCCUCAAUAUCUUCAUUCCCCCCGUCAUAUUAAAUGAACUUUCCCUAAAUUGGUAAAUAAAUCAUGGACAGAUCAGGAUUUCAGGCAAAAAACGUUUAUUUUGAUCUUAUAGUUAAAUGUUCAUCGCUCAAACCUGUAUAUAACGGCCCUGAAGAAGCGGUCACCCUGUAUAUUACGGUCACCGGACAACUUCCCAAAGUUCAGUUGCCUUCCUGCAAAGAGUGACCGUUGUACACAGGUUUGACUAUGUUACAAUAAAUAAACGAUUUCGUUAUUCCUUUACGCUUCCUGACACAUAUACCAUUGGUGCAAGAGACUCUUCGUACGCGUUAGAUGUUGGCCUGACUGACCCGCAUCCGUCGAUUUCCUGCUAGCAGGCGCUUGGAAGUAGUGGGCACAAGAAGAAACGGGCGCGCGAGAAGGAGACACGCGUGUCUCCCUCGCGCGUGCCCGUUCUCUCUUUCGCCCACUACUUCCAAGCGCCUGCUACGCAGUCUGAUCUCCUGCACGCCAGAAAUAAAACCUCUGGGCUAGUCGUUUUAAACCGAUGACAGCGCUAUCUACUGGAUAAUUAAUCGGAUAAGUAUUGGGAAAACCAAUUGUGUUAUCCACUGGAUAGAGGUUAAUUUGUUCUUAGUGACUUAGUGACUUAAUGUCAAGCAAUACGUUAACAACAGUUUUUGUUGUAUCGUAGUAGUUCAUCCAGAAAUGAAAACAAAUUAGCAUUGGCAUGCAUGAUACAGCUGAUGACAACGGCUUAACGGAUUUGUCCAAAAAUAAACGCCGUCUCCCGACCCCAUUUACCGCCUUUUUCAUCGUCCGGUCGGAAACAAAAGUUGAAAAUAGAUCGAAAGAGAUGAAACAACAAUCCUAGAUAUGAAAGCCACGAUGGCGAUCUAUUCCGUUCAAGUUUGACAACGUUAGUCUUUCGAUGGCAACAAAAACAAGUUUGCAACGCGUUCUGGUUUUAAACCUUUUCCUUUUUUUGAUUUUCUCAUUUUCGUCGUCGUUGUUUGCACGAGCUCUCCAGUAUCAUUCAUUACCAUGCAAAUCCAUGCUUGAUAUGUGGCAAUUUUCUUUUUUGUUAGUUCAAUAACGACACAGCAGUUCAAUAAGUACACAACAGAUCAAUAACCACACCAGUAGUUCAAUGACUACACAUUAGUUCAUUGAGCGUACAUGCAGCUGCGGGAAGAAUAGCCACAAAUACGUUAGUUAUUUUUCAAUAAGAAUGCAUAGUAUUAAGUAAGUGGUAAAUACUCAUUUAGCUAUGGUACGAGAACUAAAUAGAUAAAUAGCUAUGUUACACUGUUAUUAAGUUCUAGUGAGCUCACUAAUAUAGACGGGAACAUACUGACUGAUGUUAUUUUAAAAUUUUAGUCCCCUCAGAAGGUCUGUCAUUCUCAUCAGGGGCACAGUGAACAGACCCGGCAAGAGAGUCAGCGCCGAAAGGGUAAAGCCAACUCGGUCCAGAGAAAACUUCAACUAAAUAACCCGACAAUGCGCGCGUUAAUAAAGCAGAAAAAAUACAGUUAACCGUGGAUGAAAUCUUGUUUUUUGACUCUCUUUCCGCACGUUUCAAACCGUGGUACCACAGCUGGCCCUACGUGCUUGAGUUGACUACCAUCAAUCUAUGUUUAAAAUAGUUAUUUUUACCGUACAAGUCCUGAACUUUCAACUUUCUUGCUUGUUUCAAACUUGAAAGGCAGCUGCUCGUUUCCUGACCAUAUUUCAAAAAUCUGCUUUCGAUAUGAUAAUGUCUGUGCAAAUAUAAGAGAUCAUAACAAUUGUAGGCGAUGCCUCAGCAAGGUACCAACAGUUUUCUUUCCAAAACGAAUUAGAAAUAAAGUUUCAAAUGCGUCUAACUCACCGCAGCUUGAAUAAAAACAACUGGUAGGAUGACUGCACUUUGUUUUCUUCACUCGAUGGCUUACGUCAUUUCAUAUCACGCGCAAUCUCUUCAAAUGUUAACCGGCAUCCGCCGUGAACUUUCGCGCGCAACUUGGAGGAGUUACGUCACAGUAAUCCUAGUGUCCAAGUGAGGCCUUUUUCUCACUAGUUCGGUUUUCUUAUUCCAAAGAAGAUAUAGAAUUAAAUUGCAUAAAGUUUAUGUCUUUAAAAAAUGUACAGCAUUGUUUUAGUUAACCAUUUCCAUUAUGGGCUAAGCCAAAAAAUACGUAAAUAAAUAAAUGUGAUGAAGGUGAUAUACAAACACACAAACAAUUAUUUAAAUAACAAUAAUAAUGAGUUAUGACGGGAUUUUACAACCAUGAUACCCCGCCCAUAAACAUCCCUAUCUGAUUUUACAAGCAACCAAAAGGAUGCCUGUCACACGAGUGCAAUGACCCUCUACAGCCGUGAACAAGCUGACAGAUCUGGAGCACAGCGGGCAGUUUAAGGGAAAGACAUGGUUGCCAUAUACCAGAAUAGCCCAGUAUAUGGAUUCAAUAGCUCAGUUUUCUUUUUUGUUAGUUCAAUAACGACACAGCAGUUCAAUAAGUACACAACAGAUCAAUAACCACACCAGUAGUUCAAUGACUACACAUCAGUUCAUUGAGCGUAAACUACAUGCAGCUGCGGGAAGAAUAGCCACAAAUACGAUAGUUAUUUUUCAAUAAGAAUGCAUAGCAUUAAGUAAGCGGUAAAUACUCAUUUAGCUAUGGUACGAGAACUAAAUAGAUAAAUAGCUAUGAGCUCACUAAUAUAGACGGGAACAUAGACUUGUAAAACCCCGUCAUAACUCAUUAUUAUUAUUAUUAUUUAAAUAAUUGUUUGUGUGUUUGUAUAUCACCUUCAUCACUAGCCUGCGUAGCAAGCGUUUCCAAUCGAGUUAUUACGCGAAAGUUAGAGCGGAAGCAAAAAAAAGGUUGAAGGGGGGGGGGGAGGGGGAGGGGGAGGGGAGAAGAGGAAACGCUUGCCCGCAAACCCCACGAUUCUGGAAAACGCCCCUUGAUAUUUCACGAUUCGGUUCAUUUGUAAAUUGACAGCUCGUCAAAAUAGAAACAUAACGAACAGAUUACCCCUGGAUUACCAGAUUUGUAAAAUUACUUUGUUCUCUGAUAGAACACGUUGCAGGCGAUUGCAAGAACUGUAAUAAAAAAGAUUUACGAUAAAAGAAAGUUAAAACUAUGAGCGAUUGCUGCGAAAUUUCUUGUUUUUUAUUGUGUGGCUUUAUCUCGUCUGAAACCUUGUCUCAAAAAAUGAUUUAUCCGGAACAAUUCACUCCGCCGGGUAUAAGUCUUCAGCCUGUGUCGAAACGUUCUCUACAAUACAUGCAGCUAAAUUUCCAAUAAACAAAAAGAAUCUUUUCAUUUCAAACAGCUGACAAAUCGCUUGUCCAUGGCGGCUUUAGCUAGUGUCGAGUACCGAUAUUGUGAUUUAUGUUGAUGUUAUCUCCAACAAACAGUCCAUUUUUUCCAGUCAGAUCCGCACGCCGUCAUUCUCAAUAAAUUGGCCUUCCCUAGUCUCCACUGCUCGAUCUCCAAUUAUACUUUGAAGACUCUGAUCUCAUAAACCUUCGCACAAACACGAUUCCCAUAAAUAUCGGUCCAAAGCAUUUGUAAUCUGCGACCACAAAUCAGAUGAGACUAGAUCUGUAACCCACGAAAACAAAGCAUACCUGGCUUGAUUGAUGUUUCGAAUGCUAAGUAAUCAACACUACCCGCACCGCGCCAAUCAGAGGCUGCGUUCGUGGGCGAACGCAGUUUUUCAAAAUCAUGGGGUUUGCGGGCAAGCGGUUCCUUCGUUCCCCUCCCCCUCCCCCGUCAUUAAUUUUUUUUUUUUUUGCUCUUGUCCCAGCUUUCUAGACGAACCUCGCGAGGAAACGCUUGCUACGCAGGCUACUUCAUCACAUUUAUUUAUUUACGUAUUUUUUGGCUUAGCCCAUAAUGGAAAUGGUUAACUAAAACAAUGCUGUACACUUUUUAAAGACAUAAACCUUAUGUAAUUUAAUUCUAUAUCUUCUUUGGAAUAAGAAAACCGAACUAGUGAGAAAAAGGCCUCACUUGGACACUAGGAUUACUGUGACGUAACUCCUUCAAGUUGCGCGCGAAAGUUCACGGCGGUUGCCGGUUAACAUUUGAAGAAAUUGCGCGUGAUGACAGGGCUGAAUAACGUACUACGCAUGUCCGUGACAUCACUUGUUUACUAGUCUAGCCCGUGCGCGAAGCACUCGCGCAAAGUGAAAUUCUAGCAUCUGAGACCAUUUUAUCUUCGACCAUCUAAACUCAUAUUUGUGAAUGCCAACAAAGGAGAAAUUCUGCGAAUACGUUAGAAAUGCAACUCAUGGAAAGAAAUGUUAUGUAAUCCAGGGAUCAAGGAAAAUGUUUUAGACCGUCCCGGCGAAGGUUUUUCAUUGUUUUGAUGCAGAUCGUCAGUAAGUUUGCAGAAAGAUGACUGAGAAAUUAAAAAAGAGCAAUGUGCUGGAGUUUGGGCGACUUUUCUUCGAUGGUACGUAAACGAUUUACUUAAACAUUACUUUAUUCUGGUUAAGGAGGAGCAAAUAUUUGUAAUGUAGGCCGAGCGAUAACAGUUGUUGACCGUUUCUUUUGACUUGGUGGCAAGAAAGCCGGCUUUGAGCGCGAUGAUACCAUCAGACACAAGAAGUCAUGAAAGUCAUAAACUUACAUACAAAUCUUAGUGCGAUCAAAGAAGCUUUUACGUACCUCUAGCCGGCUUAGAGGCGCUGGUCGAGCUGUAGAAUCAGUAUUUAUUCGGUAAAGUUUGUUUAAAAUUUAAUUUGCACCUUUAAGCUUAUUAGUGAAUAAACCUUUAAAAGUUUAAAGCUGUUGAAGUUUUGGGAAACAAUCACAAGUUGGCUCAGCUCUAUGUGAGUUUUCGUAUUAACUAUAGGUUUUCCUUUUAUGACAGGUUUGAAUGAAGCAGAUGAAUCAAGGAAUGAAGAUCUAGACUUCGAAGAGAAAAAUAAAUGAAAGUUUGUAAAGAGUCAGAUUGUGCUUCUCCCUGUAAUGAAGCUUUUUAGAGAACUUCAAGUCAUUGAUACUUUUACCAGCAAGCAUCGACUGUAUUACUUGCCCAUUUACUCUUUUCAACAUUAAUUUUGCCUGUUGUCAUAUACAAAAAUUUAUAAUAGCUCUUUUGAGCUGAGCCAAGAAUGAGUCAUAAAGGGAAACAAGUUUGGAAGAAAGAACUUGAUUGAAUUCGAAACCUCAGUGAUUGUUUUGUGUUCUUACAGUUCUUAUAGUGAAACCAAGCGAGAUAUAACAAGAGAAAUAACUAAAGGACGAUCAUUCAAGGAAAAACAAAGAUAAAUAAAAUGUAGCUUUAAUGCUGACACUGAUAUGAUGUCCGGACGAUUUCUUAGAACUGAUAACAUAUUGAUAAUCUGUACUUUCAUGUGUUUACGCUUGAAAAUGUACACAUUCGAAUGAAAGAACUGUUUUCGGCUUCGUCUGUGCAUCUUCUUUUGUUCAUAGCAAAAAAAGGGAAAAAAUUGCGAAGGUGGAAACGAGAAUUCAAUAAAGUAUGAAAUAAUCUACCUUUAGUUUAAAUGGGAGCCUUGAAUAUUCGGAAACCACCUUAAUAAUCGCCAAAAUGUGAGGAUGUUUUGAAAAUCCUUUUGCAAACGAUACUAUUUAUAGCGGGGACGCUUCUUUCGUGCGUCUUCUUUUGUUCAUAGAAGAAAGUAGAAGAAAAAUUACAAAGGUAGAAACGAGAAUUAAAUAAAGUAUGAAAUAAUCUACCUUUAGUUUAAAUGGGAGCCUUGAAUAUUCAGAAUCCACCUUAAUAAUCGCCAAAAUGUGAGGACGUUUUGAAAAUCCCUUUGAAAACGAUACUAGGUUAGAUUCCAGACCUCUCCCGUCUCGGCACAUGCGCAGACUUUGUUCAGCUCUGUCGCGCGUGAUAUGAAAUGACGUAAGCCAUACACCGUAUUCACAAAUGGCGGACACGCGGGAAAAAACUGGUGCCUAGUCAUGAAAGCGAGGCGUUGGAGGGUAAACAAAAAUUGCAAAUGAAGACUUUCAGUGAACUUGCAGAGUGUUUAGCACGGAUUCCACCUAAAAUAACUUUGUAUGGACGUCUUUUUAAAUACAAUGACGUGGGACGUCUUCUGCUUUUAAUGUUUAGUACUGAUUUGCUGUUUGCAAUCAAAAGGGACGCAUAUAUCUUCAAGGAAACAGGAUGAUUUUGUAGGUUGCCAAAGCCUCAGAAGCUCGACAAGUGGGUGAUGGCUAGAGAAAAGCGGCAAACAUGUUGGCCCAAACUUCACAUUGAAAACGAACACGAAAGCCAGCUCACUGCAAUUCUGUAAAACAGAAGUAAAAACAGAUAUUGGUGGCAAGAAAUAAGCGACGGAUAUAUGGCCUACUUGUCAACGGAAGAGACCUCCGCCAUUAAUCAAAACAGGUCAAGUCGAGAGCGGGGGAAAGAUUCAUUCACGAGACUCAUUCAUUCAUGUCAGUGUCAUUUUACACAUAUCUAUGUAUGUCUGUAUUUACAACUUCCUUUGGAUGAUAUUAAUUCCGUCGCUUUGGAGUGAACUGUUAGAGGUACGUUGGCAGAGCUUAGCAAAUUCAGUGCAAAUUUAAAAUCUUUUGAUUUCUUUGUCAUUGCGAAAUAAAAUAAUUUUAUCAAACCUAGAAGCUCUAGUGUGUGAAUCUUAUGGCUUGCUAUUUGCCUGGUCUCCUUUACGGCAUUAUCUCGGAGAGCUCUUGGUAAAAAAGUGGUAUAAAGCUCACAUUUUACUAGGUUAAACUUUUAAGGCAAUGUUUGUGUCAGGACUGAACACGGCAAGCUUCUGUUUCGAAUCAUUAAAUGCGAGUCUGGAUCCGUUUAAGAAGACCAUCAUUUUAUUUAUUUAUGUAUUAUUCACUUUUAAAAUAUUAUGGAACAUGAAGUUAAAACUCUCAAAAGCCAAAGAUAAGAAAUAGGAAAAUUACUCGCUGAAAUGAAAUGUGGCCGGCUUACCGAGUCUGCCGAGUAACAAGUUGAAAUUUUGAGCGUACUCCACUCAAUCGCUCCUGCAUUUAUACCAAAAAGAUAGUUCUAAUUGAUGUCCUUCAUCGAUAAAGACCAGAGAAUAACGUCCUGGCAAAUAAACACCAAACAUAACUUCGUCGAAACCUCAGUCACCGCUUCUUUCCUGGCUUCCUUUUUUCCAUCUCGAUUUGAACUGUUUUGUUCAAUGGCACACGUCUCUUGCGUUAACAAGUAGGCCAUAUAUCCAUCGCUUAUUUCUUUUUUUCUUGCCACCAUGAUUUGCAUUGUUUAUAUUUCUGUUUUACCGAAUUGCAGUGAGCUGGCUUUCGAACUCGGUUUCAAUGUGAAGUUUGGGCCAACAUGUUUGCCGCUUUUCUCCAGUCAUCGUCCACUUGUCGAGCUUCUGAUGCUUCGGAAACCUACAAAAUCAUUCUGUUUCCUUGAAGAUAUACGCGUCCCUUUUGAUUGCAAACAGCAAAUCAAUACUAAACAUUAAAAGCAGAAGACAUCCCACGUAAUUGUAUUUAAAAAGAAGUCCGUACAAAGUUAUUUUAGGUGGAAUCCGUGCUAAACACUCUGCAAGUUCUCUGAAAGUCUUCAUUUGCAAUUUUUGCUUACCCUCCAACGCCUCCCUUUCAUGACUAGGCACCAGUUUUUUCCCGCGUGUGCGCCAUUUGUGAAUACGGUGUAGCGAGUGAAGAAAACAAAGUGCGGUCAUCCUACCAGUUGUUUUUAUUCAAGCUGCGGUGAGUUAGACGCAUUUGAAACUUUAUUUCUAAUUCGUUUUGGAAAGAAAACUGUUGGUACCUUGCUGAGGCAUCGCCUGCAAUUGUUAUGAUCUCUUAUAUUUGCACAGACAUUAUCAUAUCGAAAGCAGAUUUUUGAAAUAUGGUCAGGAAACGAGCAGCUGCCUUUCAAGUUUGAAACAACCAAGAAAGUUGGAAGUUUAGGACUUGUACGGUAAAAAUAACUAUUUUUAAACAUAGAUUGAUGGUAGUCAACUCAAGCACGUAGGGCCAGCUGUGGUACCACGGUUUGAAACGUGCGGAAAGAGAGUCAAAAAACAAGAUUUCAUCCACGGUUAACUGUAUUUUUUCUGCUUUAUUAACGUGCGCGUUGUCGGGUUAUUUAGUUGAAGUUUUCUCCGGACCGAGUUGGCUUUACCCUUUCGGUGCUGACUCUCUUUCCAGGUCUGUUCACUGUGCCCCUGAUGAGAAUGACAGACCUUCUGAGCGGACUAAAAUUUUUUAAAAAUAACAUCAGUCUAUGUUCCCGUCUAUAUUAGUGAGCUCACUAGAACUUAAUAACAGUGUAACAUAGCUAUUUAUCUAUUUAGUUCUCGUACCAUAGCUAAAUGAGUAUAUACCACUUACUUAAUGCUAUGCAUUCUUAUUAAGAAAUAACUAACGUAUUUGUGGCUAUUCUUUCCGCAGCUGCAUGUAGUUUACGCUCAAUGAACUGAUGUGUAGUCGUUGAACUACUGGUGUGGUUAUUGAUCUGUUGUGUACUUAUUGAACUGCUGUGUCGUUAUUGAACUAACAAAAAGGAAAACUGAGCUAUUGAAUCCAUAUACUGGGCUAUUCUGGUAUAUGGCACUCAUGUCUUUCCCUUAAACUGCCCGCUGUGCGCCAGAUCUGUCAGCUUGUUCACGGCUGUAGAGGGUCAUUGCACUCGUGUGACAGGCAUCCUUUUGGUUGCUUGUAAAAUCAGAUAGGGAUGUUUAUGGGCGGGGUAUCAUGGUUGUAAAACCCCGUCAUAACUCAUUAUUAUUAUUAUUUAAAUAAUUGUUUGUGUGUUUGUAUAUCACCUUCAUCACAUUUAUUUAUUUACGUAUUUUUUGGCUUAGCCCAUAAUGGAAAUGGUUAACUAAAACAAUGUUGUACAUUUUUUAAAGACAUAAACCUUAUGUAAUUUAAUUCUAUAUCUUCUUUGGAAUAAGAAAACCGAACUAGUGAGAAAAAGGCCUCACUUGGACACUAGGAUUACUGUGACGUAACUCCUUCAAGUUGCGCGCGAAAGUUCACGGCGGUUGCCGGUUAACAUUUGAAGAAAUUGCGCGUGAUAUGAAAUGACGUAAGCCAUCGAGUGAAGAAAAUAAAGUGCGGUCAUCCUACCAGUUGUUUUUAUUCAAGCUGCGGUGAGUUAGACGCAUUUGAAACUUUAUUUCUAAUUCGUUUUGGAAAGAAAACUGUUGGUACCUUGCUGAGGCAUCGCCUACAAUUGUUAUGAUCUCUUAUAUUUGCACAGACAUUAUCAUAUCGAAAGCAGAUUUUUGAAAUAUGGUCAGGAAACGAGCAGCUGCCUUUCAAGUUUGAAACAACCAAGAAAGUUGGAAGUUCAGGACUUGUACGGUAAAAAUAACUAUUUUUAAACAUAGAUUGAUGGUAGUCAACUCAAGCACGUAGGGCCAGCUGUGGUACCACGGUUUGAAACGUGCGGAAAGAGAGUCAAAAAACAAGAUUUCAUCCACGGUUAACUGUAUUUUUUUCUGCUUUAUUAACGUGCGCGUUGUCGGGUUAUUUAGUUGAAGUUUUCUCCGGACCGAGUUGGCUUUACCCUUUCGGUGCUGACUCUCUUUCCAGGUCUGUUCACUGUGCCCCUGAUGAGAAUGACAGACCUUCUGAGCGGACUAAAAUUUUUUAAAAAUAGCGUCAGUCUAUGUUCCCGUCUAUAUUAAUGAGCUCACUAGAACUUAAUAACAGUGUAACAUAGCUAUUUAUCUAUUUAGUUCUCGUACCAUAGCUAAAUGAGUAUUUACCACUUACUUAAUGCUAUGCAUUCUUAUUAAGAAAUAACUAACGUAUUUGUGGCCAUUCUUCCCGCAGCUGCAUGUAUUUUACGCUCAAUGAACUGAUGUGUAGUCCGUUGAACUACUGGUGUGGUUAUUGAUCUGUUGUGUACUUCUUGAACUGCUGUGUCGUUAUUGAACUAACAAAAAGGAAAACUAAACGUAGGAUCUAUAAAGACCUGAUCAGCAAAAAUGAAAUGAAAUAUGUCUAUUAUUCACGUAGUUGGCUUGUUUUGCGAAUACUCUACAUAACAGGCCAGAGGCCCGAUUUUAGUGCGCGCAGGAGGAGGCCUAAUCUCCACAGCAACCACCGCAGAUCGGUUUCUAAUAACAGACAAGCGUUACUUUCGUAAUUAGUUUUAAGCAUUCCUCCAGACACCUUUGAAGAGCGCCGGACACGUUGCCUGUCAAGGAACUUUGUACUUCUGAUUAAAUGAACCAGACAUCUCAAGGAAACGCGAAAUUUGAUCAGACUAUUUGGGAUUAUAAAUUCAUUUCACGGUCGAAGUCGACCUUCGCGGCUGGCUUCGCAAUUGAUAACUACAGUUUUCUCGCCGUUUUUGGAUUCAAAUAGGCUUGAUACGCUUUCAGUGGCUUUUCAAGUGCUCUCUUUUAAGAAAAUAGUGCUCCCAUGGCUUAUUUAACUUCUUUCAAGAGUAUUAUGCCGUGUCAACAUUGGUGACCUUCGAAUCGAAAACGGCGAGUCGGCGUAUCAAGUUUUUACUGUGGAGCCACAUGUAGGAAUACACUCUCUGCUGGCACAUCUUUCUCUGUUUUGGAAGGAACUCUGCGUGGAAAAGACCCUGACCAAAGAAAUUUUUAAAUCUUCUCUAUUUGAACGUUUGAGAAAAGCCGUCAACAAUGCACAUUUUAUAGUCGCCGGUGUAAACGAAUGCGAGAGCUCGAGCUCUACUUCACAUCUCCUUGAGGAACAGCAAGGCCGAUUAUCUGAUUCAAUGGACGACCUUUUUUAUUAAACGGCGAAGGAUUCAAGUCUUUUUUCUCUGGCUUAAGACGAUGUAAGCGUCGAUGUGCCUCCAGUGACAAAUCACUCUCCAAAAAGCCCGCCAAGCACUGUCGAAAUCCCGCCAAAAUCUUAUUCGCUGGCAGGAGCCCAAGACGCUGGAUUACUCCAGAUAUUCUAGCUUCCACUUCAACAUCUUCGCGUUCGCUUGGGCGAUCUGUAUAAUCAGCGUCACAGAUACAGUAUGGUUUCUAUAUCGGUUAUUUUAGCCUCCUUGAAAUGUCAAUCAUAAUCCAAAAGUUAUUAUUACAGGUUACCUUUGUAUUGUUACUUGUUUUUUACUUAAUAGGCCAAAUUAUAGGGCUACCCUCUCCCUCAGAGCUUACAGGCGGCGCGCCCAAGAUUCUGAGGUGAUGGUAGUCUCUCUUUUGAAAUGUCGGUCAUUAUCCAAAUACUUUUGUAGGUGAUUUUUGUAGUGUCAUUUGUUUCUGAAAUAGGCCAAAUUAUGGGGCUACCCUCUCCCUCAGAGCUUACAGGCGGCGCGCCCAAGAUUCUGAGGUGAUGGUAGUCUCUCUUUUGAAAUGUCGGUCAUUAUCCAAAUUAUUAUUGUAGGUCUUCUUUGUACUGUCAUUUGUUUCGAAAUAGGCCAAAUUAUAGGGCUACCCUCUCCCUCAGAGCUUACAGGCGGCGCGCCCAAGAUUCUGAGGUGAUGGUAGUCUCUCGUUUGAAAUGUCGGUCAUUAUCCAAAUUAUUAUUGUAGGUCUUCUUUGUACUGUCAUUUGUUUCGAAAUAGGCCAAAUUAUGGGGCUACCCUCUCCCUCAGAGCUUACAGGCGGCGCGCCCAAGAUUCUGAGGUGAUGGUAGUCUCUCGUUUGAAAUGUCGGUCAUUAUCCAAAUUAUUAUUGUAGGUCUUCUUUGUACUGUCAUUUGUUUCGAAAUAGGCCAAAUUAUGGGGCUACCCUCUCCCUCAGAGCUUACAGGCGGCGCGCCCAAGAUUCUGAGGUGAUGGUAGUCUCUCUUUUAAAAUGUCGGUCAUUUAUCCAAAUUAUUAUUGAAGGUAAUUUUUGUAGUGUCAUUUAUUUUUAAAAUAGGCCAAAUUAAUUAUGGGGCUACCCUCUCCCUCAGAGCUUACAGGCGGCGCGCCCAAGUUUCUGAGGUGAUGGUAGUCUCCCUUUUGAAUUUAUAAUUGUAGGUAAUUUUUGUAGUGUCAUUUUUUUUUUAAAUAGGCCAAAUUAUGGGGCUUCCCUCUCCCUCAGAGCUUACAGGCGGCGCGCCCAAGAUUCUGAGGUGAAGGUUGUUUCUCUUUUAAACUGUCAGUCGUCAACCACAGUACUAUUGAAUUUUCAUUUUCCAGAGUUCAUAGUGGUACCUUCUUUAUAGUUUUACGUGAUUUGUGGAAAAGACAAGACGGGGCUAACAAAUUUAUUCUAGUUUUUGCGUGGUGCGACAAUCACCGUGGCUGACUGGCCUCCAAAGUUCCUUUAUAAUUUGGACGCUUCUCAGGAGUUUCUUCACUGCUUGUAAUCCAGAAAUGGCGAUUCUCAGCAGCUUGAAGCUCUUGCAUUGCAUCAGUUGUUCCUUGGACGGCGACCUUUUCUUGUCCCGAGUACAAUAUCGAUUCUCGAUUCUCGACUCUCGAUUACCGUAUCUUGCUCGUGCAAGGUUUCAGCCACGGGACCAGUACUAACACCAUUGCAGGAAAACUGUUUGGUAGAAGAAGAGUAAAAUGGUGGCUUCGGCGCGUUACCUGUCUGAUGCUCGGUAUAUCACUGCCAAACUGAGCAACAGAAUGCGCGAAAAACCCCUCCGGUACUUGAAAAGAAAGAAAAAAAACCUGAGCGAUAUAAUUUAGUAACUUAUUCAUGGUGUUCAGCUUCCGGUUUAUUCAGCUUAUUGCCAGUUGUAGGCAAAGUUCACGCGCACAUUAUCGCACUCUAACUGGGUUGAUUGUGAGGAAAUUCUUAUGUCAGUCAUUGACUAAAAACCCCCCCGCGUUAAGCCUUUGUGCGACGGACGUCCCUUAGAAAUAUAAAUUACCCACACUGAUCGCCAAUUCUACUUGCAAAGUGUUGCGGAUUGAGUUGUGUAAUGUAUUCUAGAGUGUAAAUUUAGUACUAACCUCCCAGACAAGGAUGCAAUGAGACAUUUAUUUGCGUAGUUAGGCCCACUAUCCAUUGGGCAAGCAUCCCUUUUAUUUUCUUUCGAUAGCCUGUCCAUGCUCUAACCUUUGGAUACAGAAACUAGCUGCCUCUCGCUGUACCAAAACUUGAUAGUUUUGGCGUUCAAUAUUUUUAACGGGUGCUCACAAAACACCGGGACUGCAUCGUGCGCCUUUGGCGCUUUGGUACCCUGCAAGCUUUGGUUCAUCGCGUUUUGAAAGAUGGAAAUUUUGAUAUUCCCGCGUAAAAGAAGACCGAUAAAACGUGUCUUUCAUUGACUACAGUUAAACGCCCGGAAAUGAAGAAUGUUUUGAAAGAAACGGGAAAACUGAUAAAAGUAAAAAUUUUUUGUGAUAAGUGAAAUUAAUGAGAAAUAACCAUAAACUAGUUUUGUUGUUUUGUUUUUUAAAAGCGGUUUGUCUGGUACCAGAUUUGUACAAUUACUUUCAAUCAAACAUGGAUCGGGUUUUGUUAACUAUGACAGAAUGUAAUUAAAAAGCAUUAUGUUGACAGCUACAAGGCACAUGCUUGCCUUAAGCUGCGAGUAUCCCGCCAUGUUUUAUACAAAGGGCCUCUAACCAAGCCGGCAUUCUAAUCCGCCACAAAUAUGUGAAGCACGCGUCUUUCAAAGUCGCCUAGUACUUAAAAUCGGGCCUCUGGCCUGUUAUGGUACUACUUUUUAAAUGAGUGGGAGGGCCGGACCAAAAAAUAUUUGGCUCCAGGUCAGGACGUACGGACCGAGGCGGGAGCACAGCGAGGUCUAGUCUCCCACGCAGGCGUUUUUAGGGGAGCUCGUAUUUCGUCCCUCCCCACAAACGCGUUUGUGGGGAGGGACGAAACACGAGCUCCCCUAAAAACGCCUGCGUGAGAGGCUAAGCGAGGUCCUGCGUCCUGAUCGAGAGCCAAAUACUUUCGCGUCAGCCCGAUCUAACUCAAUCUAAGUCAAUAAGCAUUUUAUCAUAUGCCGUUUGUGUUUUGAAUUUUUCUAACGGAGCGAAAACGCGUCCAUGGCAGAAUUUACCCCGUUUUGUGCGCACUUUUCAAAUAGCCAAUGAUUUCAUGCCAUUCAUUUGGAAAGCCAGUGAAGUGAAUUUGAACGAGUUUACAGCUGCAAAGUACAAAUAUUCAGAAAAAGUCAAGGUCAAAAGUGGUCUUUUUUCACUCAAUACAAAGAAAAUGUAAAUCGGAAUUCUUAACUGGUACUCAAGGAUAGAGAAGUUUCCUCCCAGACACUCGAGCUAGGUAGUCAAAUUCUGAGAAUUCGCUGUCGGGAAGUUCGCUUUUAUCGCUCACUUUUGACAAAGAAAAUUAGACUUGAUACGACAACAAAAUGUUUCAACCCGCAUCGAUCAGUACGCGCUUCUAGCGGGGUCGUAUGUGUUUUUUCGGCAUUUUAUCACUUGACACAUUCGGCCCUCAUACGGGACUUCUUUCGUACGGUUUGCCAAAAAAAAUGGGCGCGGGGCCGUACGGUUAUAUGAUAAAACUAGCCACCACUCAAAAGUCACCAUCAGUGGCGCAAAUGACUUCAGUCGUACAUGCUAAAAACCACGUCGGAAAAAAAAAACUUUGCUUGCAAGGAAACGAUACGAAUUAUAUUUUUAAGAGUAAUAAGCAUCCUCAUUUCGUUUCAGGGAAAUUCACCUAUAUUUGACAUUUAAAUCGCAACCUGAAAGUUUAGAAAAACGCAAGUAACAUUUUCGAUGCCGUCGCCAUCGUCUUUGCUAAGUUUCAUAUUGCUUUAAUAAGGCGUUAAGUGAGUGCUGCGACCAUUUACGUAAGAGGUCAAAAAGUUUCCUGCCCCGGGCCUCUGAACACCCCUCAGCUUAGACUAAGCUGCUCUUCUGUGACCACAAAAACAUUUCGGUCAAGUUUCAUAAUUCUGUGUUACUUUUGAUGAACAUCAAAGACAUAAUCGCCUGUAAAAAGGCUCUCAAGUGGUGGAUAAAGAAAAGGCGAGAAAGAACGAGAAGACGGAGCCAAGAGAAGGGAGAAGAAGGCUUUUUAAAUCCCACUCUUUUCGGGGGGGGCGCUAUUUAGGAAUCUCGGUCGAUCAACCCAAACAAUAGGGCAUUUUAAACUGACAAUUAGUAAGCAAUAAUUUUCUUAAUGAUUUUUAGAUAACUAAAAAUGAAAACUUCAUAUACAGUUUCUUUUCUUGUCGUGAAAAAAGAGCGUUCUCUGUCAUAAAGUGUUUUGUAUUCACAGGAACAGGAAACAGAUCAGCUUAUUAUGCCAAUAUUUUCAAGUUAUGUGGGAGGAUUAUCCGAGGUUGACGUAAAAAUCGAACAAUCUAUUCUCGCCUGUUCUUCAGCUACAUCAAAAAUUGAAAAUAACCCGCAACAUACUGAAAAUAACUCGGAAGCAACCUAAAUAGCAAAAAGAGACAAAGGAUAUAUAUUGCUACCGGUUAGUAUAAAUUACAGGCUUGAGAGUGUUUUUGCAACUGCGAUAAGUGAAACUGCAACAUUGAUUUUAAAUUAGGAGGUAAGUUUUAAUUAACGCAGUGCUUCCAGAAUUUCUCCUCGCGUACUUAUUACGCGCUUAAAUUAAAUUAUAGAACCUUACAAGUAUUAUGUAUUUAUUUUGUCUGAUUGAAAUUAGAUGAAUAAUUAUUUUAUAACAAACGUGAUCUCUCACAAUUCACAACAAAAUACAUGUCAAAGUUUCCAUUUCAAGCAUAACAAAUGUCUUUCUUGUCAAAACGAGCGAAUCAAACAACCUUAAUCAAAUGAUAGAAAGGUGCCAUAAUCUAAAACUCACUGGGUGAGGGAAAGAAAAUUUUUAAUGGAGAUAUCAAACACGCUUUUGCAAUCGGUAAGCCAGAGACUUUCCAUGUGUGGUUCCAGUUGCUUUGCCCGCCACACAUGACUUCGGACUAUGGCCGAAGAUCUGUCGACGCCGCUGCACCGAAGCAUUCCUCGAUCCUCAAGGGAGAAAAAACCUCUUCUACCCAGUGUAACACGCGUCCAGUUUCAAAUGGCUAAGACUGAAAACCUUGACCAUAACUAUCAGAUAAGCUUCAUGUUUUCUGGCGUAGGACAAUGUCGACCAGUUCAUUAGUUUUUCUUUGCUACAAAACGCCGCAACAAUGUGAUAAUUAAGAGGCAAUGACCUCUUGCAUCUUGCUUGUAAAAUACUACUGAGUCUUCGCCACCUUUUUCGAUGAAUUUUAUAGUGUUUUUUUUGUUUGCUUGUUUAUUUGUUUCCCUCUCCGUUGAUUAAUGAAAUUUUCUUCACUUUCAGGUCCACAGUCUACAGUGAAAAACUGAUUGCUUGGUGAACUCAAUUACAAACUAGUAGUUGCUGGCCAGAAACAGUAACGAUGGAUUCCAAACGUCUUUUUAUUUUCAUCGCUUUAUGGCUGUUUCUAAGCUGUGUUCUGUUAGACCACGCCGAAGGAUUCACUAUUCCAAGAAAAAGGAAGAGACAGCAGCAAAAAAAACGAGACCCAAAUAAUCAGUUAUCCCGCAGAUUAAGAGAAAUGGUUGGUUUAGCCUCCCAAAUCUGGGUAUGUAUAUUAAAAAUGAUAUCCUGUCAGAGCUAUCUUUAAGUCAUUACUUUGAAAAGGCGCCACAGUAAAAAUAAAUUGUGUGAAUCUUAGCAGUCAGGGUAAGAUUCCGUACAGCCCCAUACAUUUCACGCAAAUUUCAUACAAUUUCACACAAGCAAUAAGGAUAGAAGCUAACAGAGUCGCAAAAUGCACCACGAAUAAUAAAACCAGAUCUUGGAAGUUGAGCGCUAAUUUGCUAUAAAAAUUAGCAGGGUUGCUUAUCUACAAUUCUGAUUAAAUUCAGUAUUUAUUUAUUUACUUAUUUGUUUAUUAGGCUGAGCCGGAGGUACAAGCCCCCAGGAACAGAACUUCCUUGAACAGUACAGCAUGUCCUUAA